AGGCCCCGCCCCCUGCCGCCUCCUGAUAAACGAGUCCGGCCUCGGGCGGCUCCACAUGGAACCGCAGACCCGGACUGGGUCAGGAUGGAGCUGAAGGACUUUGGACGCUUCCUCGGUUCACCAUGCCCCCUGCGCUCUUCCUCCUCAUCAUCCUCCCAGUCCCCCCCCCUCUGCCCCUCUCCGCUCUUCCUCCUCUCCAGUCCAUCCUCCUCUUCCUCCUGCGGGGACCAGACUCCUGACUCUCCAGCAGGGUGCAGUUUCAGCGGAAGCCCUGCAGGGGGCGCCGUGGAGUUUCGGUCGGACUCUUUUUCAGUGAAGGUGGAGUGCCGGGCCCCGAUGGGGCCCCUGGGGCCCAAGCGGCUCUGUCUGGUCUGCGGAGACUUUGCUUCUGGUUACCAUUACGGCGUGGCGUCCUGCGAGGCCUGCAAGGCCUUCUUCAAAAGGACCAUCCAAGGCAACAUCGAGUACAGCUGCCCGGUGACGAACGAGUGCGAGAUCACGAAGCGGAGGAGGAAAGCCUGCCAGGCGUGUCGCUUCCAGAAGUGUCUGCAGGCCGGGAUGAUGCGGGAAGGGGUGCGUUUGGACCGGGUCAGAGGAGGCCGGCAGAAGUACCGGAGGCGGGUGGAGACAGGCGGGGCUUCCUGCGGUAAAGCUCCGUUCAGCCUGCCGCUCGGCUCCAGGAACAAGCUGAUCUCCCAUUUGCUGCUGACAGAGCCCGCCCCGCUGGCAGCCAAUCAGGACGACUCGACCGACGACGGCAGCCUGCGGACCCUCCUGACCCUCUGUGACCUUCUGAACCGGGAGCUGCUGGUUCUGAUUGGCUGGGCCAAGCAGAUUCCAGGUUUCUCUGAGCUCUCAUUGGUGGACCAGAUGUCGCUGCUGCAGAGCGGCUGGAUGGAGGCGCUGCUGGUGGGCGUGGCCUGGCGCUCGCAGGGCAGGUCGGGGGAGGAGCUUGUGUUUGCGGGAAACCUGCGCCUGGACGAGGCUCAGUGCCGGGCCGCCGGGCUGGCGGCUGUAUACCAGGAAGUGCGCCACCUGGCGGCCAGGUACCGGGCGAUGAAGAUGAGCCCAGAGGAGGCGGUGACGAUGAAGGCCAUGGCGCUCGCCAACUCAGACGCCGAACCGCCGGACUCUCCGGACUCGCUGCAGCGGCUCCAGGACGGCCUGCAGGAGGCGCUGCAGGACUACGAGUGUUCCCGCGGGGAGCCGCACCGGGCGGGCCGGCUGCUGAUGAGCCUCCCGCUGCUGCGGCAGAGCGCCGCCCGCGCCGUGGACGCCUUCCGGCGGCUGCACCGCCAGCGCCGCGUCCCCAUCCACAAACUGCUGCUGGAGAUGCUGGACGCCAAGAGCUGAGCAGCUUCUCUUCACAAACCGUCCUGGUUCCAUCCUGCCGUCUUUAGCGAGGUCGUCCAGGUCAGACGACAACUUCACUUCCGGGUCAAUAAGAGGGAAGAAAGGCAGAACAUGUGACCAAACUGCACGGAACCAGAAGACAAAAACUGGAUUUCUAGCAGGUUUGCAAAAUGGGAAUAAAAUAUCCACAUUUUUAAUCAAUAAACGAUCAAUAUCAG
This is a messenger RNA of Gambusia affinis (western mosquitofish), 1571 nucleotides long. It is a transcript of the gene esrrd, whose product is annotated as estrogen-related receptor delta. Lineage: Eukaryota; Metazoa; Chordata; Actinopteri; Cyprinodontiformes; Poeciliidae. The transcript is spliced from 8 exons. The record is from RefSeq and is a predicted model, not a curated record. Bases 85 to 1353 code for a protein of 422 amino acids. Gene Ontology annotation, biological process: regulation of DNA-templated transcription. Gene Ontology annotation, molecular function: DNA-binding transcription factor activity; zinc ion binding; sequence-specific DNA binding.